UUCUCCAUUCGACAGACUCCCAACCCUGCUCAUCACCACACAGGGAAGCCAAGAAUCACGGUCUCCAGACUUCACACAGUUCUGUGAGCCCCGCAAGCCUGCAUUUUUCCAAACAAGACAAUGACAUAUGAAAACUUCCAGAACUUGGGGAAUGAGGAGAAAAACCAGGAGGCUGGAAAAGCAGCUGCCCCCCACGCCUUCCUGUGGAGUAUCUUCUCUUGGACCCACCUCCUCCUGUUCUCCCUGGGCCUCGGCCUCCUGCUGCUGGUGGUUGUCUCCGUGAUUGGAUCCCAAAAUUCCCAGUUAAGGAGGGACCUAGGCACCCUGAGAGCCACUUUAGAAAACGUCACCUCCAACACAAAGAACGAAGUGCAGGCCCUGGCCUCCAGGGGUGACAGCUUGCAAGAGAAGAUCAACUCUCUGAAAGUGGAGGUGGACGACCACAGGCAAGAACUGCUGGCAGGCCGGGACUUGCGCCAGACAGUUUCCUCUCUGGAGAGCACACUGGAGAAAAAGGAACAGGCAUUCAAAACAGGCCUAUCUGAAAUAACAGAGCGUGUCCAAGAGCUUGGGAAGGACCUGAAGACACUGUCGUGCCAGCUGGCCAGCCUCAAGAACAAUGGCUCCAAAAUGGCCUGCUGCCCCCUUCACUGGGUAGAGCAUGAAGGCAGCUGCUACUGGUUCUCUCAGUCUGGGAAGUCAUGGCCUGAUGCUGACAAAUACUGCCAGCUGGAGAAUGCUCACCUGGUGGUGGUCAACUCCAUGGCGGAGCAGAAAUUUAUCAAUGAUCACAAGGGCCCUGUGCCCACCUGGAUGGGCCUUACAGACCAAAAUGGACCCUGGAAAUGGGUGGACGGGACUGACUUUGACAAAGGAUUCAAGAACUGGAAGCCACUGCAGCCGGAUAACUGGCAUGGACAUGGGCUGGGAGGAGGUGAGGACUGUGCCCACUUCUCUUACGAUGACGGUCGUUGGAAUGAUGAUGUCUGCCAGAGGGUUUACCGCUGGGUCUGUGAAACAGAUCUGAGUAAAGGCAGCUAAGAGUCCCCUCCCCCUAACUUAUAUCUUCAGUGCCAUAAACCUUGGAUGUCUGGUGUUGGUAAUCCCCCUGUCUUGGUAUCUCCAUCUUGGGAUACUUUUUUUUUUUUCCUAGCAUUUCAAGAGAUAGAUAAAGGAUGGUAUCUAAGGAAUGUAGUGUUAUGUUUGGAAUGGUGUGGUUAUUAGAACCCUGAUGCUGUGUACAGUGUAUAGCCUAUUAUUGUCAAGUUAUUUUUUUAAAGUAUGUUCUAUGAGUUGCUGUGGUAGGGAGUUGGUCGUGAGCUGGCUAGCAUUAUGAAGUCUUGGGUGGGUGGUGGCAACAUAAGAAUUGGAUGACUUUUGGCCAGAUGAUCUGGUUAGGAGCCCCAUUUUGUUAUUUAUAGAUACACUUAGGCAACUUUUUCUGUCAUUCAAGUCAUUGGUGUUAUCUGUCUACCCACUGGGAACUGAGCUACCCCAGCACUGAGUACUUCAGAAGCAUUGAAUGAUCUUACUGGUCUGUUCUAUUCAUCACAAGAGUGAAGCUGCAUUUACAGACAGGUUACAGGUACAUACCACACACAACCCAGAAUCACCAAACACUUGGCAACAACCAGGAGGACCUCAGAAGGGAGGCACUGAUGCUAACAACUAAGGGUUGUAGUAAGGGCCCAAGGACCCACCAGUCAAGGCUCCCAGAUGCUCACAGAACAACUGGCAGACACAGAGAAAGAGUUUGCCCAUAAAUAAAACCUCAACUAAUGACAG
This is a messenger RNA of Phodopus roborovskii (desert hamster), 1785 nucleotides long. RefSeq names its product C-type lectin domain family 10 member A. The transcript is spliced from 10 exons. Lineage: Eukaryota; Metazoa; Chordata; Mammalia; Rodentia; Cricetidae. The record is from RefSeq and is a predicted model, not a curated record. Bases 121 to 1041 code for a protein of 306 amino acids. Gene Ontology annotation, molecular function: signaling receptor activity.